Penicillium manginii is the source of this 426-nucleotide messenger RNA. RefSeq lists its product as uncharacterized. Bases 1 to 426 code for a protein of 141 amino acids. The transcript has a single exon. NCBI's taxonomy places the organism in Eukaryota, Fungi, Ascomycota, Eurotiomycetes, Eurotiales, Aspergillaceae. The record is from RefSeq and is a predicted model, not a curated record.
AUGAAUGCUGAGCGCCGCCGUUGUCGCAGGCACCGCGGUGGCCUUGCACCUUCCCUGUUCGGGUGGUCUUCUCUGUCACACAUCCACCACUUCUAUCCACCACUUCCGAUUUCCAUCCUCAGUUACUUCUCUCUCUCCUUCGAGCAAAGACCAGCCAGAGAUUCACCUGCAUUUAUUCAGAUGGAUACUCCCGACAAGACCUCGCCUGAUACGGCCUACAUUCUCAGGCUUCCUUACGAGAUUCUGGUCGACAUAGUGGACAGAGCUGGGCUGAGCGACACGGUGAAGACUCGAUCCAAAUGCGAUGAGUGGACUGAUAGGACUACAGAAUGGCGACAGAGCUGUCAGCAAUUAUUCCACAUUUCAAUGGUCAGCUGGCGAUUCAACCACAUUGCUAUACUCAACUCUCUGGAUCAACUGCACUGA